AUGUCUGGUCUAAAAGCUGAAGUAACGCUGCUGAGGUGUGCAUUCCUCUUUCUCUACGCCAGAGUCUGCCUGUGCCAACGCGACUGCACCGGGGCAGACUGUCCCCAACUGGACAACUGCAUCGAAGAAGUGCUGGAGAGUGGCGGCUGUUGCGCCUCGUGCCUACACAAGGGCUGCACAUGCGAAGGUUACCAGUACUACGAUUGCGUCAACGCAGGAUUUAAGAACGGCAAGGUGGCCGAGGGGGAGUCAUAUUUUGUCGACUACGGCAGCACGGAGUGCUCCUGCCCCGUAGGAGGGGGUCGGAUCAUCUGCCACUUCAUCAGCUGCCCCGAAAUGUCGCCAAACUGCAUUGAGGUUUCGGAGCCGAUGGACGGUUGCAUGCAGUGCGAGCGUUUCGGGUGCGUCCAUGACGAGCAAAAGUAUGAGGCCGGGCACUCCUUCCACAUUGACCCCUGCCGGGUCUGCCACUGCCCUAGCAUGGGAGGGAAGCUAAUGUGCUACCCUGUGCCAGACUGUGACCCGCAACAGGUCCAUAAACCAAUGUUAGCAGCACCAACAGGGGAGGACAUAGCCAGCAGGCGCAACAGUUACCCCUCCAGCUUUGACCAAUUGGAUCAAUUCACCCCACCGCCACAUCUUCCUCCCAAUGGGAAUCUUCCUCUCUUCAAACCAUUCCCUUUGGAUAAGGACGAGUCAGAAGAGUAUGAUUACGGUCCGACAGACUCACCUCAAUCUCUAGUUUUCCCCACCCAUUUGUCCCCCGUCAAUGUCAUCUCUGUGUCCCGAGGCUCUGACAGACCUGACCGAACCUCAGCCCUCCAGAACUUCGACAGACAAAGCAAGCUGGAGCUAAGAGAACGACACGGAGUUCAGGUCCAUCCUGCUGACGGACAGGAAGUGACAGAAAGCCCCCUGAGAGCAGAGCAGAGUACCAUCAGACCACAUGUGCACAUGGACGCCACUACUUCUUGGCAGCCCUCGCAGGGUCCAACAAGUGUGCAAAGUACGUCGUUCAGGGAUCUGACAACACAGACAGAUUUGGAGAAUCCCUUGCACGCACUCAAGAGUUCAGAUAGUACGAUAUUUACUCUGAAUCGAGGAUCGGGGAGUGAAAAACACCCAGAGUAUCCACAUACAAGUCCACAGAGCGCAGUUCAUCAUCAGAGAAGCUUUGAGACGAAGAUACACCACCGAAAUGCAUCAGAUAGUGUGAAACUCAGCGGUUCAAAGAGUCAGAUCAACUUUAUUCAACCAGUGAGAGGUACGGACAGUCAAACCAAUCAUACAGAUACAGUAAAUUUUUCUCUGUACAUGCCGAAAAGCCCAGAGAGCCCAAUCCAUCCCCAGACAAGUUCAAACGGUCAAAGAGAUUUACAGGGGACGGUCGCAGUGGACAGUGAGGAAGGGAUGGAGUCAGAAGUGACGGAAGAGGAGGAGGAAGAUAUCGUAACAUUUCAUGGCGUCACUGGGCCCGAAGGAAGAGAGGUUUUCUACAGGACAAAGUCAGCACAACAGGAGAGAAGCCAUGCAGAGUUAGAGAGCAGCAAUCCAACUAGCAGCUACCAAAAGACCACACGCCAGCCCAGCACUAGUUCCCCCACGAGGCCGGAGCACCUAACAAACCCCAUGGUCUAUGACAUUACCACUUCCCAGUCGCCAACGAGGGUCAAGCUGAAUGAGAGCGAGCCCAGCAGAAAGCCAGUUCAGAAGCUGUUUAACCACCGCAGUGAAGACCAGGUGGAGGUGACAGAGGAGGAGAGGAAUGACCGACCUGUUUUGCUCGUCAAACCUGAUGAAGGUCCAGGAGCCUCUGCUGAAGAACUGCUGCAGAGCUGCUGCGCUGCUGGCCAGAAAUGGGCCACAGACAACCUCCACUGCAACCACAUGCGACUCCUGAACAAUGACAGGCACUCCAUAUGCAGUGUGGUGUGGAAGCAGUGCUGCCUCAGCUCUGUAAAGGAGAGCCAGUGUGAAUCGGGCAUGACUUCAGCCAGAGGAGGGGAUACCUGUGAAGUGGAGGAGGACCAGUGCACAGAUGACUCCUACCAGGUGUGCUGCAGCUGCUGUGCCCUCGGCUUGCGCGUGCGCAGUGAAGGACGGGGUUGUGAUGCCCACCAAUAUCUGGGCUACCCGUGCGGGCACGUCUUCCUCACCUGCUGCGAGGAGGCGGAGGAGGUGGAGGAGGUGGAGGAGGAGCAGGCCGGUCCGAGGCAGAUUCCACUGACAAGGAAGCAGAAGCCCAGGCCGACGUCUCGGCCUAGAAAAGUCUCAGACAGAAAGUUCCCCAAGGAGGCCUUCUCCAUCGGCACCACGGAUGAAGCUGCUAAUGCAGUGCAGGAGCAGGAGGACGUGGACGAGUGUCGGCUCCACCCGGGCCAGCUGUGCCAGCACACAUGCACCAACAGCUGGGGCUCCUACCGCUGUGGCUGCAACCGGGGCUACGUCCUGCAGCAGGACGGACACUCCUGCGCACCAGUGAGUCCUGACGAGGACAACGGAGUCCAAGAGUACGCUCCCGCUGUGGUCCCAACGCAAGCUGUCACAUCCGGUGGGACCACGCCCGACCCCGCCCACCUCGACCCAUGUGCAGAAAACGGGCCCUGCAGGCAUCAGUGCACGGCGGAGGCAGGCCGGGCCCGCUGCUCCUGCUUCCCAGGGUUCUCGCUGAAGACGGACAGACAUACGUGUGAAGACGUGGACGAGUGUGCGACCAGCACCCACGGUUGCCGGCACGGCGAGCGCUGUGUGAACACGGUGGGCUCAUUUGUAUGCGAGCCGCAGGUCACCUGUCCUGCGGGCUACCAGCUGAGGAACGAUGUUUGCGAGGACGCUGAUGAAUGUGCUCUGCGGACCCAUAACUGCGGUACGGGCUUUGCCUGCGAGAACACCGCGGGAUCCUUCCUGUGCAAUCCCACACACAAGUGCAUCAGCGGCUUCACACAUGACUCCUAUGGCAACUGUGUCGACAUAAAUGAGUGCAGCAGCCUGAGUGAGCCGUGCAGCUCAGGCUUUAACUGUAUCAACACAGUGGGGUCCUACUCGUGCCAGCAGAAGGUCAUAAUGUGCAGCCACGGCUACCACGUCAGCCCCGAUGGAGCCACGUGUGUCGACAUUGAUGAGUGUCAGAUGGGGACACACCGCUGCAGACUGGACCAGAUCUGUCACAACCUCCCUGGCAGCUACCGCUGUGACUGUCAGACGGGCUACAAGUAUGACGGCCUCCUCAAAAUCUGCAUAGAUGUAAAUGAGUGCUGGCGCUACCCCGGCAGGAUGUGCGCCCAGACCUGUGAAAACACCCGAGGCUCCUACCACUGCUCAUGCACAGCCGGCUUCUCCCUUGCAUCUGAUGGCAAGAACUGUGAAGAUAUAAACGAGUGUGACCAAAACCCCUGUAACCAGGAAUGCGCCAAUAUCUACAGCUCAUACCAAUGCUACUGUCGCCAAGGCUACUACCUGAAAGAGGAUGGACACACCUGUGAAGACAUUGACGAGUGCUCCCAGAGCAUUGGUAACCUUUGUGCCUUCCAGUGUGUUAACGUUGCUGGCAGCUACCAGUGUGCCUGUCCUCCUCAUGGAUACGUCAUGUCUGCCAAUGGACGCACCUGCAGAGACAUCGACGAAUGCGCUACUGGCACCCAUAACUGUUCAUCCGGACAGACCUGCUAUAACCUCCAGGGAGGAUUCAGAUGCCUCUCCUUUGACUGCCCUCACACCUACAAGAAGGUGUCGGACACCCGCUGCGAGCGGAACAUCUGUCCCAGUAGCUCCUUAGACUGUCAGAAGUCCCCCGUCCGCAUCACAUACUACCAGCUCAGCUUCCAGACCAACAUCAUCAUCCCCGCCCAGAUCUUCCGGAUUGGACCGGCCCCCGCUUACUCCAGCGACCACAUCGUCAUCGGCGUCGUCAAAGGCAACGAGGAGGGCUACUUUGGCACCCGAAAGCUGAACAGCUUCACGGGCGCUGUCUACCUGCAGAAACAAGUCCGCGAGCCCAAAGACUUCCUUAUAGAUGUGGAGAUGAAGCUGCUGAGGCAGGGGACAAUCACCUCGUUCCUCACCAGGAUCUAUGUCUUCAUCACAUCCAGCACUCUGUAAGACCGGAGAGACACAGCCAGGGAGAUGGACUGGAAACUUCCUAUGGUGCUUAUUUUCUACAUGUGCCCACACUUUUUGUCAAGCAUAUUCAAAAGUCUCGUCAAUUGUUGCCAAAGACCUUACUGUUUACUUGUCUUGUCUUCGGAAGGUUAUCUUCAUUGUUCAGAUUUUCAAUGACAUUUAUCCCGAGAUUCGUGUAUUUUUAUUUACCAAAGUGUUUUUCAGAUGGACUCUUGCUAGUGUGAUUUUGCAUUAAUGCACCACCAUUGUUAGGUUCUACUCAAGCGGUUGGUUCUUACGGACGGUGGAAAGGUGCUGCACAGGUCACUGCACAACUCUGGGUUGGUGUUAAGUGCGCUGCUCUACUCUCUUUAAGAGUUGCUCUUCAGCCUCCUUAUGUAAAUGUUAAUUAUCAUGAGAGUUAUUCAUGAAAGUCUGAAGAAAGUACUAAGCCUUUGCAGCACUAGAAUAAAGGCACUUGUCGGCCCAGAAACUGACUUUUGAGUCAUAAACAAACCUGAAUAAAUUAUAUAGUUGAAAAUGAAGCGUAAAACAAAUAAUACAUUA
Molecule: messenger RNA, 4665 nt
Organism: Cyclopterus lumpus (lumpfish)
Lineage: Eukaryota; Metazoa; Chordata; Actinopteri; Perciformes; Cyclopteridae
Gene: fbln2
Product: fibulin 2
Exons: 16
Coding region: 1-4098 (1365 amino acids)
Cellular component (GO): extracellular region
Molecular function (GO): calcium ion binding
Source: RefSeq, a predicted model, not a curated record